Messenger RNA from Onychostoma macrolepis, 9154 nucleotides. Its product is annotated as solute carrier family 12 member 5-like. Gene Ontology annotation, biological process: chemical synaptic transmission; chloride transmembrane transport; cell volume homeostasis. NCBI's taxonomy places the organism in Eukaryota, Metazoa, Chordata, Actinopteri, Cypriniformes, Cyprinidae. Gene Ontology annotation, molecular function: ammonium channel activity; potassium:chloride symporter activity. The transcript has 26 exons. The record is from RefSeq and is a predicted model, not a curated record. Bases 146 to 3526 code for a protein of 1126 amino acids. Gene Ontology annotation, cellular component: plasma membrane.
AGCACAGCUCGCUUUCUUGUGAGGAGAGAGGCAGAGAACCACGAGCCUUCUCCUCCUCCAUCCGUGUGAGGCUGGUACACGCGUUGGCUGGUGGACACAGCAGCAGUGUUAGCAUUAGCAGGGGAUCUGUGCUCGAGCUUCCAAAAUGCUCAACAACCUCACCGAAUGUGAAGAGGGCGAUGGGGGACCCAACAGUCAGGGAGAUGCGACAUCCAAGGAGAGCAGCCCCUUUAUCAACAGCAGCACCAGUGACGUAGAGAAAAGCCAGCAAUAUGAUGGGAAAAACAUGGCCCUGUUUGAGGAGGAGAUGGACACCAGUCCCAUGGUAUCUUCUCUGCUGAGCAGCCUCGCCAACUACUCCAACCUGACGCAGGGCAGUAAAGAGCAUGAGGAGGCAGAAAACAACGAGGAGGCACGGAAGAAAACCGUGCAGGCUCCACGUAUGGGCACCAUCAUGGGUGUUUACCUGCCAUGUCUGCAGAACAUCCUGGGGGUGAUCCUGUUCCUCAGGAUGACCUGGUUGGUGGGCGUUGGAGGCGUCUUGGGAACCUUCACCAUUGUCUUCAUGUGUUGCUCCACGACUAUGCUGACUGCUAUCUCAAUGAGUGCUAUUGCCACCAAUGGAGUUGUGCCAGCUGGAGGUUCAUACUACAUGAUCUCUCGUUCGCUGGGGCCGGAGUUUGGAGGGGCCGUUGGUAUAUGUUUCUAUCUGGGCACCACUUUUGCAGGAGCCAUGUACAUCCUGGGCUGCAUCGAAAUCCUUCUGAUCUACAUUGUGCCAGCUGCUGCCAUAUUCAAGAUGGAGGGUCUGGAGGGAGCAGAGGCCGAGGCAGCGCUGUUGAAUAAUAUGCGUGUGUAUGGUACCAUCGUGCUCUCCUUCAUGGCUUUAGUCGUCUUUGUCGGCGUGAAGUAUGUCAACAAGUUGGCCCUUGUGUUCCUCGCCUGCGUCAUUCUCUCCAUUCUCGCUGUCUACGCUGGCGUCAUCAAGACUUCUUUUGACCCCCCUGACUUUCCGGUGUGUGUGCUCGGGAACCGAACUCUUGUGUCAAAGGGAUUUGACAUUUGUGCCAAGACCAUUGAGCGAGGCAAUGCCACAGUCACCACCAAGCUUUGGAGAGCCUUCUGUGACUCUGAGUUCCUGAACGCCACCUGCGAUGAGUACUUCACCACCAACAACAUCAGUCAGAUCCAGGGAAUCCCUGGAGUCACCAGUGGCAUCCUGGCAGAAAAUCUCUUCAGCGCCUUUAUGGAGAAAAAAUCAAUAUUAGAGAAGCGAGGUAUACCAGCAGUACUCGACCCUGAGGCCCCAGAAACCAACACUAACCGAUACGUCCUGGCUGAUAUCACCAGCUUCUUCACCCUGCUGGUUGGCAUCUACUUCCCCUCUGUCACAGGUAUAAUGGCUGGCUCAAACCGUUCUGGUGACCUGCAGGACGCUCAGAAGUCCAUCCCCAUUGGUACCAUCCUGGCCAUCAUAACCACCUCCUUCAUCUACAUGUCUAGUGUGAUUCUGUUUGGAGCCUGUGUGGACGGAGUCGUUUUGAGGGACAAAUUUGGGGAAGGUGUCAACGGUAACUUGGUCAUUGGCACCCUGGCUUGGCCCUCGCCCUGGGUCAUUGUGUUCGGCUCCUUCUUCUCCACCUGUGGGGCAGGGCUUCAGAGUUUGACAGGAGCGCCCCGUCUCCUUCAGGCUAUCGCCCGAGACGGCAUCAUUCCUUUCCUCAGGGUGUUUGGUCAUGGCAAAGCUAACGGUGAACCUACAUGGGCUCUCCUCCUGACGGCCUGCAUCUGUGAGAUUGGCAUCCUCAUCGCCUCCCUGGAUGCAGUCGCUCCCAUUCUGUCCAUGUUCUUCCUGAUGUGCUACAUGUUUGUAAAUCUGGCCUGUGCGCUGCAGACGCUCCUCAGGACCCCGAACUGGAGGCCGCGCUUUAAAUUCUACCACUGGGCUCUGUCACUCUUGGGCAUGAGCUUGUGUCUUACCCUGAUGUUCCUCUGCUCUUGGUACUACGCCAUUGUUGCCAUGGUAAUCGCCAGCUGCAUCUACAAGUACAUCGAAUUCUGCGGGGCAGAGAAAGAGUGGGGCGAUGGGAUUCGUGGCAUCUCUCUGAGUGCCGCUCGCUAUGCUCUGAUGAGGCUGGAGGAAGGUCCUCCUCACACUAAAAACUGGAGGCCCCAGAUUCUGGUGCUUAUGAGUCUGGAUGCGGAGCAGAACGUAGAGCAGCCUCGACUGCUGUCGCUAACCAAUCAGCUGAAAGCAGGCAAAGGCUUGACCAUCGUGGGAGCGUGUGUGGAGGGCACCUACUUAAACAACCAACCACAGGCGCAGAAAGGAGACCAAUCCCUAAGGAAGCUGAUGGAGGUCGAGAAGGUGAAGGGAUUCAGUCAGGUUGUGAUCUCUUCUAACCUGCGGGACGCCACCUCACAUCUCAUCCAGGCUGGAGGUCUAGGUGGCCUCCGUCACAACACGGUUCUGGUCAGCUUCCCUAAGAACUGGAAACUGGCUGAGGAGCACCACCGUUGCAGGAACUUCAUUGAGGUUGUUAGGGAGACCACUGCAGCUCACUUGGCCUUGCUGGUGCCGAAGAACAUCUCUGCAUAUCCAUCAAACGGAGAGCGCUUCACUGAGGGCCACAUCGACGUGUGGUGGAUUGUCCAUGAUGGAGGCAUGCUCAUGCUCCUUCCCUUUCUUCUGCGCCAUCACAAGGUGUGGAGGAAGUGCAAGAUGCGUAUCUUCACUGUGGCUCAGAUGGAUGACAACAGCAUUCAGAUGAAGAAAGACCUGAUGAUGUUCCUCUAUCAUCUGCGAUUUGAUGCCGAGGUGGAGGUGGUUGAAAUGCAUGACAGCGACAUCUCGGCCUACACCUACGAAAAGACCCUGAUGAUGGAGCAGCGGUCGCAGAUCCUGAAGGAGAUGCACCUGACCAAGAACGAGCGUGAGAGAGAGAUUCAGAGCAUCACAGACGUGUCCCGUGGCUCUAUACGGCGAAAGAACCCUUCAAACCUGCACCCCCAGAGGAGUAUCGCUGAGGAGUCUGUGGGAGGAAGUGGUGAAGAGAAAUCUGAAGAGGAGUCUGUCCGUCUCUCCCGUCCUCGACAGGUUCAGCUCAUUCAGGGAAAAAAUGCCACCCCCACCCCAACUAGCCCCACCUCCCCUAUCGCUCCCACACCAAUGGCCAUGAGCCCCGGAGAGGAGCUGCAGAUGACCUGGACGGACGCUACGGAGAAGCCCAAUAACCCAGCAGUGGCCAACCCUGAAAGCAUAAAGGAUAUGUUCAACAUGAAACCGGAAUGGGAAAACCUGAACCAGUCCAACGUCAGACGCAUGCACCAUGCACAGAAACUCAACGAGGUCAUUGUGAAGAAGUCACAAGAAGCUAAACUAGUCUUGCUAAACAUGCCUGGACCACCUAAGAACCGCACUGGAGAAGAGACCUACAUGGAGUUCCUCGAGGUGUUGACUGAGGGUCUCAACAGGGUCCUCCUCGUGCGUGGAGGUGGACGUGAGGUCAUCACUAUCUACUCUUGAGGGGCUCAGCUCAACCACCAAAUAUUCCUCACCCCUCGUCUCUAACUGCAUAGAUGGAACGUCCCAGUAACCCCAACCUGCACCAUGAGCAAUAACGCCCCCAGCACAUAUCAGAUGACUUUGCACUACAUAGUCUAAAAAGACACCAGCUUAGUAGAUGUCACUUCUUCCACAUGAUUAAGUUUUAUCCCUCUAUCUAUCUCGCAAUCUUCCUCUUAUUGGCUCAGUUCUCACCUCAUAAACUCAACAGCUUAUGUCACACACAGAUCAGUAAAUUAUUGAGUUGGUCUUUUCUGACUAAUUUCCAAAAGCCCAUGUUCUCCAGUGGCACCUGACCAAAUACUCUGACCCAACUUCUCUUUAUUUAAUAUAAUGUAUCAUAACAACACUUUUAAGGGACAGUCACACUGGAUUUUAAACAUGCAAAACAACUUUAUUUUUGGUGGGCACUUCAAAACAGUCCAUUUUAAAUGUCAAAAUGUGGCAUUUGUUCUGAUUCAUACAACUUUCUUUAAAAGUUUGUUUUUAUCUAAACUUGUAUUACACUGCCUUUCAAAAGGUUGGGGUUAGUAAGAUUUUUAAAUGUUUUUGAAAGUGUGCUAUGCUUACCAAGGCUGCACUUAUUUGACGGAGAAAAAAAAAACUGUAGUAUUUUGAAGUAUUAUUUAAAAUAACUGUUUUCUAUUUGAAUAUAUUUUAAAAUGUAAUUUAUUCCUGAUGCAAAGCUGAAUUUUUAGCAUCAUUACUCCAGUCUUCAGUGUAACAUGAUCCUUCAGAAACUAUUCUAAUAUGCUGAUUUGUUGCUUAAAAAAAAACAUUUCAUAUCAUUAUUAUGUCAAAAACAGUUGUGCUGCUUAAUAUUUUUAUGGAAACCAGAACAUGUUUUACAGAAUAGAAAGUUCAAAAGAACAGUGUUUAUUUGAAUAUAUAUAUAUAUAUAUAUAUAUAUAUAUAUAUAACAUUUUCUUUUUUAAGUCAUUUGCUUAAAGUCCUUGCAAAAUUAAAGUGUUAAUUUCUUUAAAAAAAAAAAAAAAAAAAAUCUCUCCAACCCCAAACCUUUGAAUGGUAGUGUAUAUAGAAGAUUAUGAAAAAUCCCUAAACUGUGAGUAUCCUCAACAUCAAUAUGAUAUUUAAAUCUUCUAUUGGUCAAACAUUUUAUAGAUAUUCAAAUAGGCAGCUCUAAAUCCACCAGAUUAUUAUAUUCUUCUGUGUUUGUUUGCAUGUGAAUGAAAGUAUGGAAGUGAACGAAAGUCAAAAUCUAGUGUGACCUUCCCUUUAUGCUUUGUAUUUUGUCCCUAUACUGUCUCUCCAUUGUUUCAUUACUUGUCAUAGGGUAAAUAGAGUGGAAUCUUUCUUUGUUGAAAACAAGUCUUCCAGUGUACCACGUAAAUGUCCGAGGUGUGUUUUUACACCGAGGACAGAAUUGACCAGGGUUUAAUGUGAGCCAGGUGUAAGCACUUCUGGAUCAAUGACUAUCAGCUUUGCCCUUGACCAUCUGCAUGUCCUCUGACUACAUCAGCCUUUUAAGAGUCAUAUAUACUGUACAAUAUGAGAGGGCUGGACCGUGUGUGUGUUUGCACAUGAGUAGAUUCAAAGGGGUUUUAUAAUAUAGAAGAAGGUCUGACGGCCGUGUUCCUUUCACAAAUAUGUUCAUUUAAAAUAUCAUCAGCAGACAUGAAUUAUAUUGCUCAGUCACACAAGUGUACAUACUGUGAAGAGAGUCUAAACAGAACUGCUGUAUAAUGGAAAACCCAUACACAGUUCAAAUAUUCCAUGAAAAUAUAAUCCUGAAUAAUCUCAUUUAAUAGUAGAAUCACAUAUAUAUUAAGGGAAUGUAAAUAGAAAAGAAUUAGUAUUUAUAUUUCAAACAUUUAUUUACAAAGAAAAUUAUUUAUUCAUCCAGCAAUUUCUGAUUGAUUGUAAACAUGGAAAAACAUGGUAUUUACAUCUCUUGCCAAAUCAUUAAAUAUAAACCGUGCCAUAUGAGAAUAAAAAAAAAAAAGCGAACAAAUAAAACAUUUUCACAUUUUCAUAUACAAGAAACGGAUAGUGCUGGGUCACGACAUUAAAACAUAUCAUGCGUCUGAUAUUACCAGUUACUUUAUAAAGCAGAUGCAGUUUUAUCAUCCUUUUUCACCAAAUCAAAUUUGUGAACAAAAGCAUAUUUUAAAAUCUGCAUAGUAUUUUAAAAUCAUAUCUAAUGUUUGUCAUGAAUGUUUGAAAUUUUCAUUUAUUUUUACAUUUGUAAAGACGACACUAAUUUGCUACAUUUAAGCAGCAUCUGUGAGCGACUGAUGUGGACUGUUCAAUUCACGAGCACGAGCAUAUUAUUUAGUUCAUGUGUGGUAGAAAUAGAAGAUAUCAAAAGACAUUUAUCUAAAAAACUAUUUUAUUUUUUUGUAAAAUUGCAACGAUCAAAAAAGGAAUAUAUUAGAUUACUGAAUAGACUAGUAAAAUAUCGUCUUGUGUAACUGUGAGACUUAAAAAAGGAAGUUAACUAACUGUAUGUUUUAAAAUUUCAAAUCAAAUUGUGCUGAGGUUGCUGCUACCGUCAUUAAAAUGUAAAUAGAUUGCACUCCCCCAAAACGUAAGACUGAAAACAAAAGAAAAAAAAAUGCAAUAUUUAUAGAUUUUUUUGCAUUUAAAUCUAAAGUGUAUUACAUUCAGACAAAAAGUAAUUUUUCACGUGAUGUUUUACAGGGUUUCGAGUUCUACAACUCCGAGACAGGAAGUACUUUACUGGCAAAACGUCUCAGAUAGUUUGUCAAAAUGCCACCAUCAGUCUGUCCUAAUACUACUCAAGCAUACCUCAUACAUUAUCAUGUCAGAGUUCACACUUUGUAGUAGAAAGGUAGUGUGUAAAGGUUGUGGUGUAUAAGUCCAUAGAAGUGAUAUUUAACUAAAUCGUUGUUUGAGAAAAGAAUUUGAAUUCUAGCAAAGUAAAUUUUCUUUAUCAGUAUUCUAGUUAUGCUCAGAACCACCUGGUCCUUUUUUUUAAAAUCCACAACAGAAAUUGCAAAGUGCUACCUAUCGUAAUUCUUCCAAGUUUAUUGCUUAUGUUUCUAGCUAAAAUAAUAAUCUUAUCUGAAGGAACUUUUGCAUUGCUGUACGUUAGAAUUUACAACACAAAAGACCAGUUUGGCUUGUUUGGAGUCCUAUGCAAUUACAGUUUAGUUAUUUGAGGGCCUAAAACUACUUUAUACUGAAUUGUUUAUAGUGGUACUAUUAAGUAUUAUAGACUGAAAUCAGAGCUUCCGUAUCUGCCAGGGUGACUUGCAGCUCGAUGAGAACUUUCCACAUUAUUUAAAGUCAUGCAAAGGGAAACAUGCUGGGACAAUGUCGUGAUUUAGCCAUAUUGGCUGCGUGCUGCUGGAUACAGAGGUUUCACUCUGCGGCUGAAGAUGAUAAUGGUGACGUCCCAAUCAUCAUGAAGUAUAGAAUAUCUGAAUUGAAUUCACAUUGAUGCAAAGGGCUUUUCGAUAUCAUUUUAUCAGAUUCGUCUUAUCCUUCCCCAAGGCUGAAGACAUAAAGAAGUGUCAUAAACCUUAUGCUGUAUAGCAUGUCAAUCCUUAUCUUCCCUUGAAAGGGGCAGUAAACUCGAAAGUCACCCCAAAUUGGCCAAAGCAUAACUAGAAAUAAGCACUGUGAAAAUUCAAAGUUAGUUUCUUUUCACAUAUCUACAUUCAGUCACUUUUUAUUUUUAUUUCAUGUCCUUGCUAUGGAGCACUGUUGUAGGAAAUUGAAGUAAACAUCUUUAGAAUAGUGUAUAGGUUAAUCAUAAUGCUUUUUAUGCAAUGCGGACUUGUAAGAAUCCUGCAACAAUGUUACUAGUCGACUAACAGGGCUUAUAAAAUAACCAGCGAACUGAAUUUGAAAUCGCAGGUGUUUCAGAAGGUGCUAAUGAUAUUUGUAAGUGAUUGCUGAAGCGGCGUGUAUGAAAAUGUUCAAGUGCAUUAUUGAGAACGCUGACUUGUAUGAAAUGAGCUAUUUAGCCAGGCUUGAAGUUAAUCGAGGGAAAAGAAGUUGCCACAGUUGAUUUAUCAUGUUGUAUUGGGAUAUACGCUCUAAAAAAUAAAGGUAUUGGCAUCAGUGGUUCCACGAAGAACCUUUAAAGGAAUUGUUUGCCUAAAAAUUUACUGACAGACCCUCAGGCCAUUCAAGUUUUUGAGGAGUUUGUUUCUUGUUCAGAACAGAUUUGGAGAAAUAGCAUUGCAUCACUUUCUCACCAAUGGAUCCUCUGCAGUGAAUGGGUGCCGUCAGAAUGAGUCUAAACAGCUGAUAAAAACAUCACAAUAAUUCAUAAGUAAUCCACCCCUACUCCAGUCCACCAAUUAUCAUAUUGUAUUACUUUAAUCUGUAACUUCUGACUUCAGUUAAUCCUUUUAUCAAAAUCCACUGACAUAUUUUAGAACUGUUUUUGCUUGUAAACUCUGCUUGAUCUGUGCAUAUAUUUCCCUCCUUAUUUACACAAUAUGACCUUUUCACUGAAGAAAGCAAUUUUACAGAUAAAGGUCUUAUAUUUUAGCUGAAAACAAUAGUUUAAAGUUGAAAACACAAUGGAUUGUUGUAAUGUUUGUAUCAGCUGUUUGGACUCUCAUUCUGACGGCACCCAUUCACUGCAGAGGAUCCAUUGGUGAGCAAGUGAUGUAAUGCUAAAUUUAUCCAAAUGUAUUCUGAUGAGGAAAUAAACUCAUCUACAUCUUGGAUAGCCGGAGGGUGAGUAAAUAUUCAGCAAUUUCUGGAAAAAAUGUUCUUCAUAUCAUUCAAUAUUUUCCUCACUAAUAAGAAAAAAAGGUUAUUUUCAAAGAAAUUUUGUUUGAGGAACCUAAAAUUGAAUUGCUACGAAAACUCACUUUUGGAACCUUUAUUUUCAAGUGUGAACAAACAGAAGGGGCUUUUGCAGUUAUUUUAGAUUUGCGGGAUCAUUCAUUCAGUGCUCCUGAUACCUGUUUCAGCAUGUUGGUGUUUUAACUCCAGAAAUUCACCAGGCCUCACCUCAGUCAUCCUUUCAGAUUUUAAGCAUUUAUUCUGAUUUUCUAAUGGCAAAGUACAUUUUCAGAUACUUCUGAGUUCUGAAACUUUCCCAGCAGUGUGUGCAAGAGUGUUUCUACACAGCUGACAUUUCUACUUUCUCCAUAGGAGGGCAGUUUGACACUUUUUGUAUGGUAGUCAGUGUAGAUCCAAAGACAGUGAUUUGAUUAGUGAUUGUGUUUUAUGUUUUCUGCUUCGGUUCUCACGAGGAGUCAAAAUGGCGUGUGUUUGUGAGCGUGACUGUAACGGGGAAAGAGAUGGCGUGUUUCUGUUUCUUCAUGUAUAUGACUGUGUGACAUAUCACUUUGUUGGAAAAAGAGAGGUUAAACCGUGGCAGUUACUUUUGUAAAUAUAUGACACAUUAUAGUUAUCUUAGCCUAGCUGUUUAAUUUGUGUGUCCAUGCAAGUUUAAUAUUUUAAAAAUAAAUAGAAAAUUGUGUCUCAAUUGUGUUAUAUGAAAAUAUAUUUAAACUAGAUAUCUUAAAUUAUUGUUUUAUCUUGUCAAAAGCUUCUAUGUUCUAUGAAUAAUGGUUUCUCUGGACCAUUUUAUAGACUUGUCUGCACAAAAUGCAAUAAAGUUCAAGUCAUUUAUUACAA